Molecule: messenger RNA, 1787 nt
Organism: Octopus bimaculoides (California two-spot octopus)
Lineage: Eukaryota; Metazoa; Mollusca; Cephalopoda; Octopoda; Octopodidae
Product: peptidyl-prolyl cis-trans isomerase-like 4
Biological process (GO): protein peptidyl-prolyl isomerization
Cellular component (GO): nucleus
Molecular function (GO): peptidyl-prolyl cis-trans isomerase activity; RNA binding
Source: RefSeq, a predicted model, not a curated record
AACUGGAGAUGCUAAGGUGGAAGGGAGAUCACUCACAUGGGAAGAUGGCGGUGCUUUUGGAAACGUCUUUGGGCGAUUUAGUGAUUGAUUUAUACCUGAAAGAAAGACCCAACAGUUGUCUGAAUUUUUUGAAAUUAUGCAAAGUGAAAUAUUACAACUUCUGUCUCUUUCAUUCAAUUCAGAGGAAUCUUGUUGCACAAACUGGGGAUCCCACAGGAAGUGGACGUGGUGGAGAGUCUAUAUUCCGGAAAUUGUAUGGAGACCAGGCCCAGUAUUUUGAAAUGGAGCUUAGCCCCAAAAUUAAACACAAGAAGAAAGGAACAGUAUCAAUGGUGAACAAUGGCAAUGACAUGCAUGGUUCUCAGUUCUUUAUCACUCUGCAAGAAAAUCUGGAUUACUUAGAUGGCACUCACACAGUCUUUGGAGAAGUUACUGAAGGUUUCGACAUUGUUGACAAGAUAAAUGAAGCUUAUUGUGAUAAAGAUCACCGACCUUUUCGCGAUAUCAGGAUCUACCAUACAGUUAUUCUAAAUGAUCCCUAUGAAGACCCACCACACUUGGACAUUCCUCCGAUGUCACCUGUGCCUACAAAAGAGCAACUUGAAAGUGACCGUAUUGGUGACACCGAAGAUCUUGAUGACACUAAAGGUAUGACUGAAGAAGAAAUGAAAGAGCUUAUGGAACAAAAAGAAGCCAAGUCCAAUGCCCAGAUUCUAGAAAUGGUCGGAGAUAUUCCCGAUGUCGAUGUUGCACCUCCUGAAAAUGUUUUGUUUGUCUGCAAGUUGAACCCAGUUACUACGGAAGAGGACUUGGAAAUUAUCUUCUCUCGCUUUGGUAAUAUUCGUAGCUGCGAAGUGAUCAAAGACUCGAAAACUAAAGAAUCCUUGCAGUAUGCAUUUAUUGAAUUUGAAAAGCCGGAGGAAUGUGAAAAUGCUUAUUUUAAAAUGGAUAACGUCCUGAUUGAUGACCGUCGAAUACAUGUUGACUUCAGUCAGUCAGUUGCCAAACUCAAGUGGAAGGGCAAAGGUAAUUUAGCUGAUGUGUUUAAAUGCCAAAAAAAAAAAUUGCUCCAUUCCAAAGGAAUCAUCAUUGUCUCCAUACACAACUUGGUUCUUCACACCAAAGUGUGUUGGGUCUCUUUGUUACUCGUUAUUGUUUCUCUUUUCCUUAAAAUCAGAAAAAAAUAUGAACUUGUUCUGGAGGAUGACGACCUUGAUGCCGAACUUGAAGCAGCACAGGUGAAAAAGGACAAGAAGAAGAAGAAGAAGAAGAAAAAGCACAAGAAGAAACACAAAAAACAGAAGAAGCAAGACGAGAGCGACAGCGAUCAGUCAGCAGCCAGCGAGAAAGCGUGGAAGAAAGCUUCCAAAUCAAAACAUGAGGAUAAAUCCAGUGCAUCUGUUAUCCAUCCUGAGAAACGAAGGAAAUUAUCAUCAGCGUCUCCUGAACCCAUCAAAGGAAAAUCUCACGCCAGCAGUGAAGAAAAUUCUAGAGAAAUUAGUCGUAGCCGUUCUCCAAUUUCUCGUUCACAGAAUCGUGCCAAUCGUAGUGAUCGUAGAAGCUGUUCUCCUGAUUCGAAGAGGCGCUCACCUGAUCUGAAACGGGCCAGAGAUUCUGACAAAGUUUCAAAAGAUCGUUCUCGAGAAAAGGAUCGCAAAAGUAGCAAAUCUGAUGUGAGACAUUCAAAAAAAUAAUUCCACUUUCUAAAAAAAUAUUUUUUACAUUAAUUUUUAAAAAUUCAUUUCAAAUGAAACAUCAAAUCAUGAAGUAAAAGUUACAUCAUUUUU